AAUUGAAUACAAUAUUUACACACAUGAUCGAUUCAAAAGAAUGGCCUUAGCUUCUCGAUAUAGCUCUGCACUAGCAGGUCUUCAGCACCCACAAGAGAGUAAAUGGGAGGAAAGAUUUAUUCGUAGGGAGAGCUUAAAUUGCAUCGACCUACGAGUUGCAUCCACCAGGCUUAAGAUAACGAACCCACAAAUUAUUUUUUCCAACAAAAUUGUUAGAAUCCAUGGAAGCAGAGGAUACUCUGUUUUAUCAGCAAUUUCUCAAGGUGAGGAAGAAACUGAUGUACAGAUAGAAGGUGGGGUCGAGGAAGUAGAAGACGAGGAGUACAUUCGCCAAAUCUUGAGAGUUGUGGAGCUUCUCAAGGAGAAGAGAGACAUGACUUUCAAUGAGAUCAGACUAACUAUUAUGAUUGAGGAUCCAAGGGAGGCUGAGCAGAAGAGACAGUUAGGAAUAGAGGAUGGUCGAGGCUGUACCAGAGAGGACAUGGCAACAACACUCAUGGAUGUUUGUGAAGGAAGAAUUCCAAAGGACCGUGUUGUUCUACGAGAGCUUGCAAAAGAGAUGUUAAAUUGGCCAGACCUUGAGGCUGAAGUGGACAAGAAGACGAAUCCGAUGGCAUCACCUUAUGCCCGAGUCACAGACAUCGGUGUUGAUCCAGCACUUGCAGCUCAGAGGGCUAAGGUUGAUUGGGAUGCAGCAACUGAAAUUAUUCCAGAAGAUGAGAAAGAUGUGGCACAAUCUGUGCCACCUGCCGUGGGAUUUAGUAUACUAUACUUGAUCAGCGCUAUUCCAGUGAUCAUUGGAGUAUCUGUCGUUUUGAUUCUCUUCUUGAACUCACUUCAAUAAAAGGUUCUUAUUGUUGGGUUUCACCACAAUUACUUCUCAUUCUUAUAAAAUCUUUGUUAGGGUCUCAAUCACCUUUAUCUCCUAUGCAAGGCAUCAUAUCUCUGUGCAUGAUUUCUUCUAGCCUAAGAAAAUUAGUGAAAAGGUCAGAAGGAAAAUUGUAACGAAUGCACCUGUAUGGUGAGAACUGGACAUUACGAAUAUAUUAAAUGUACCUGUAUAUUCUGAAAAUCUAUCUGCUGACUGAUGUAAUGUAAUAUAUUGUCUCAAUUUGAGUAACCUUAAAUGCUAGCUCUUUGCUUUUA
Messenger RNA from Cryptomeria japonica (Japanese cedar), 1146 nucleotides. Its product is annotated as protein CHLOROPLAST ENHANCING STRESS TOLERANCE, chloroplastic. The record is from RefSeq and is a predicted model, not a curated record. The transcript has 6 exons. Gene Ontology annotation, biological process: photosystem I assembly; response to photooxidative stress. Lineage: Eukaryota; Viridiplantae; Streptophyta; Pinopsida; Cupressales; Cupressaceae. The coding region runs from base 41 to 844 and encodes 267 amino acids. Gene Ontology annotation, cellular component: chloroplast thylakoid membrane.